UCAGAUCGCGCGAAUUACGACUGGGCCGUUGCAGUGAACCGCCAAUGCCUGGUCAUGAUCGGCCUCUGGCCUCGGAACACUUUCGGUCGGAGAAGAUUGUUAGAGAACCUGUACGUGAUGACGAUAGCCUUGAUGAUUAUCGGUUUUCUGGCGAUCCCUAGUUUCAGGCUGUUGAUGAAGCAACAGGAAUAUAUAUCGAUCAUUGACAAUUUCGGACUUCCUAUCGCUUUCACAAGCAUCAUACUGAAAAUCUUUGUUCUUCACGCGAAACGGAACGUGCUGGUGCCAGUUAUAAACAUGAUAGCGGAGGACUGGGCGAAACCUAAAACGGACGAGGAAAGGGAUGUUAUGUUUCGUUACGCGCGAAUCGCUCGAGUAGUUAGCAUAUUCAGCUUCACAUCCGGAGUCGUUUCAAUAACACUGAUGAUCGUACUGCCGAAAUUCGGUAUACACAUUCGACACACGACGAAUGGGCUCGAUGUGUUCCCGGUUCCGGCGUACUACGUGCACGAGGUCCCUGAAACUCCUUAUUUCGAAAUAACAUAUGUCGCACAAUGUAUCAUGCUGUGGGUGAUGUUGUUCUGCUACUGCGGAAUCGACAUGUUUUUCGGUACCGUGAUCCUUCACAUUUGCGGCCAAGUUGAAAACCUUCGGGUGCGAAUCGAGAACGAGAAGAAGUUCAGAAACUUCAAAGAGUUGUUGGCGAUGAUCGUGACGGAUCAUAUACGACUUAGCAGUUCUUUACAAUAUCUUCUCAGAGUGGUGGACACCAUUGAAAACACAUUCACGCCGAUACUCUUCGCGGUAAUGCUAUUUUUCGGCGUGAUCACUUGCAUGUAUAUAACGGGUAUAAUUUUCAUGUUCGCCGAAAAAGGGACGCUUUCUGUGACCCGCCUUUGCUUUCUGGCGUUCACUUUGUGCGGUUCUAGCAUUCACAUGUCUCUUUAUUUCAUCGCUGGACAAACAUUGGUGAACGAAUCCGAAGCCAUAUACAACGCAGCGUACGAGUGCGGUUGGAUAAAUUUGAAGUCGAACGAAGUGAGAAGCUUAAUCCUAGUGAUGGCGAAAUCGAAGAAACCGCUUUACGUUACCGCCGGAAAAUUAUUCCCGAUGACUAUGCUGACGUUUGCCAAUAUAACGAAGAUAUGCUUCAGCUACCUGUCACUUUUGGUCACCUGGUUAUAAUAGGAUCCGUUCAGAAGAAAGUGGCAAAAAGUGUUCGAUCGGACAAAUGAACCGUGCGUUUUAGAUAUCGUGCACGUACUCGCUGUGUAAAAUAUUAAUAUAAAGAACAAUGGAUUUGUAUAGGAAAUUCAGCACAGAUUUGAAGAAACGUUUUAUUGUCUAGCAUUGUUACACUUUCUCUAGGAUUUCAAUUGUUAUGGCACCUACAUCAUUUCCGAACAAUUUUCCCCUUUUCAGUGGAGUGUACAUUUUUUAAAAUAUUUUUACUAAUAGUAAAAUAAUUAGAACAAAAUAGUCACCUUUAUACAAAUGAAGUAUUAAUAUAAAGAACAAUGGAUUUGUAUAGAAAAUUCAGCACAGAUUUAAAGAAAUGUUUUAU
This is a messenger RNA of Nomia melanderi (Alkali bee), 1564 nucleotides long. NCBI's taxonomy places the organism in Eukaryota, Metazoa, Arthropoda, Insecta, Hymenoptera, Halictidae. The record is from RefSeq and is a predicted model, not a curated record.